This is a messenger RNA of Fulvia fulva, 420 nucleotides long. RefSeq lists its product as uncharacterized. The transcript has a single exon. NCBI's taxonomy places the organism in Eukaryota, Fungi, Ascomycota, Dothideomycetes, Mycosphaerellales, Mycosphaerellaceae. The coding region runs from base 1 to 420 and encodes 139 amino acids. The record is from RefSeq and is a predicted model, not a curated record.
AUGCAGGUUCUCACCCUCCUCCUCGCGACCACAGCCGUGAUCACCGCCUCACCCAUCCCGGCCAACUCCGCCACGGAGACCCUCGACCAUACUAACCUCACCAAGCGUUCUUCCGCAAUGUGCCUCGAUUGCUUCUCGUGCAAGGCAAAGCAGCAGGGGCCCGUCCUUAAGUACACACUCCGCAUCGGCGCCCCGUACAUCAACGGUGCUGGCUGCGACUCGAUCAAGAAGCAACUCACGGACGAUGACAGCGUGCCUGAGAUCGACAGCUGGAGCUGCAAGGACGACAAGGGCAUGACCAAGAUCUCUUUCGUCGCCUGGGACUACAACCAGGGCUGGCAGAUAUCGCAGGCAUUCAAUCGCGCGUACCCAUCUAUCAAGGCUAAGCACCCAUACGGGUUCAACUGUCCGAACAACUAA